AUGCGCGUACUGCGCCGCAAGCGCGACUGGCGCGGUGAAGCGGUGGUGAAGCUUGUGGAUGCGGGCGUAAAACGAGCGGUGGUGCAGCAGGCGGUGGCCGUAGUAGAAGAGGGCCUCGCGCAGCACGAGGGAGAUGGCGAAGUCUCUGGCGAUUAUGGGGAGAGCGGGCAGCGGGGCUUCGAUCCGGACGAGGAGGGUGCAGUCGCGGAUUUCCUGGCUCGUGGGCUGUUUGGGGCCGGGCUGGAGCUUGUGGCGGGUGGAGAAGGAUGGGGCGAAGAUGUCGAGGAAGAGGAAGAAGAGCGAGGGGAGCCAGAAGGUGAGGAGUUGGAUGGUGAGAGUGCCGAAGAACUCAAUGGCUGGAUCUGA
Uncinocarpus reesii 1704 is the source of this 366-nucleotide messenger RNA. RefSeq lists its product as uncharacterized. Bases 1 to 366 code for a protein of 121 amino acids. The record is from RefSeq and is a predicted model, not a curated record. The transcript is spliced from 2 exons. NCBI's taxonomy places the organism in Eukaryota, Fungi, Ascomycota, Eurotiomycetes, Onygenales, Onygenaceae.